Molecule: messenger RNA, 1202 nt
Organism: Homarus americanus (American lobster)
Lineage: Eukaryota; Metazoa; Arthropoda; Malacostraca; Decapoda; Nephropidae
Exons: 4
Coding region: 388-948 (186 amino acids)
Source: RefSeq, a predicted model, not a curated record
ACCACACCAGUCAGCCCCUCGCGCUCACCAUUGAAGGACGCGCCCACUCCCUCACCUACUGUACUCUACACUCGUGCCCUUCGUGACCCUCCGCGCUCCUCCCUCAACAUCCUGAGGUCUGGUGGCCCCCUCUUUUUAGACAUCCUCUAUCCCCCUCUUGAGUAUAGGAUUCCUGUGACUCACCAAAGGACACCCGUCAAUUUAGUAACUUCGUCAGCAGUCCCUUCGUCACCAACCCUUAGUCAGUAGAACCUCCGUCACAAAUACCUUCGUCAGUAGUACCUCCUUCACUAGUACCUCCGUCACCAGGACAGAUAAUCACUAUCCAGAAGGGAUUAACCUCAGGAGGCAUUUGUGCUCUCUUCGUCAGCGACUGUCACGCAGAAGAUGUCCGGUGCCCAACGAUUACUACUACUGACGGUGGUGGCGCUGGUGUCCACUCUCCACGUGUGGGCCGCCGAUGACGCCCCUGCUGCGGACACCUCUGUAAAGGACACCCAAGAACAGACGGACACCAAUAAUAGGGGAGCCCGAGUGUUGGAUCCCCCUCAGGAAGUUUACGAUCCCGAGUUGGACACGACGCAGAACUUGACGCCCCUACAGGAUACCCUCCAGCAGUUCUAUCGGCAGGCGAGGCACUUCAGCACCUUCGACGUGUGUGCCGACUCCCUGUGUGAUCAGUUGGUGCGCCAGGCGAACGGGCUCGCCAGGAUCAAGAUGGUUAGGAAGUACAUCAUGGAUACGGUGACGAUGAUGGACAGCUUGGUGACGGCGCUGGAUGCUGAACUGGUGGUGGCGGGGGAGACGAUGACGAGGGCACUUGGCAACAGGUGUCGCACCGCCCACGCUGUCCUCUCUGACGUCAUCAAGGGCCCCAGAGAUCCAGACCGUCUUAACAGCAAGGACAGCCCCUUCAUCUACGGCAGUCGGAUUAACUACACCUACUGAUCACCCCCCUUCAGCCUCUUCCCCUCCUUCAUCUAUACGACCCAACUACAUCCUGAAGUAGCAGCAGCAGAAGGAAGGCCGUUUUGAAGGAUCUUUGGCCCUGGCUCAAGACGGUAAUGACCCAGCAAGGAAGUGGAUUGAAGGAUAUUGCAAGGAUUUCUAACCUUAACAUAAGGAUAUUGCAAAGAAUGAGAGAGAGAGAGAGAGAGAGAGAGAGAGAGAGAGAGAGAGAGAGAGAGAGAGAGAGAGAGAGA